Gossypium raimondii (Peruvian cotton) is the source of this 954-nucleotide messenger RNA. RefSeq names its product protein BOLA4, chloroplastic/mitochondrial. NCBI's taxonomy places the organism in Eukaryota, Viridiplantae, Streptophyta, Magnoliopsida, Malvales, Malvaceae. The record is from RefSeq and is a predicted model, not a curated record. The coding region runs from base 129 to 683 and encodes 184 amino acids. The transcript is spliced from 3 exons.
CGAACAUCCCUAAGUUUAGUACAGAGCUUUUAACUCGACUGAGGUAUUGUAUCCUCACCACCCGUUUUCUUCUUCAGAAACAUAAAACAAGAACCAGCUUCACUUUCCCCCACCUUUAAACCUCUUCAAUGGCGAAGACUCUAAUAACUACGCGCCCCUUCUUCUUUUCAUCAAUAAAAGCUAGUAUUUUCCUCAAAUCCUUCCCUCUUUUUUCCCACUCCAACAACAUAUCCUUUUCCUCUCACCCUACACUUUUGCCAAUUAAAAACCAUCCAGAUUCAAGCUUUUUUGGUUCUUCCAACAUUAAUAAAUCAACCAACAAUGUUGAAAAGAAGAACAGAGUUGUUUCGAGAACCAGCUCUGGAAUUUUGGGUCACCGUGGAUUUUCGAUAAAAGCUACCCACGUUAAUGAUCCUGGCUCUAUUGACUCUCCUCUCAUUCAAUCUAUGGAGAAAAAAAUCAAGGAACAUUUGAAUGCAGAAUCAGUCAUUGUAAAAGAUGCAUCUGGAGAUGGCCGGCAUGUUUGCAUUGAUGUCAUUGCUUCAGCAUUCGAUGGACAGUCGGUUGUGAACAGGCAGAGGAUGGUUUACAAAGCCAUAUGGGAGGAGCUACAAAACACAGUGCAUGCAGUAGACCAGAUGACUACUAAAACCCCCCGUGAAGCAGCAGCAAGUCAGAAGUGAUCAUUUAAGACCUGAAAGCCAAAUUCGUUUUCCCUUUCUUAUGAAGGGUGGUUAAUAAGACUUUGUGUUCUUCAUCUCCUUCAUAUUCCAUUGCCUUGAGAACUUAUUGGUAAAAUUUAGACUCUGCUUACACUAGAAAAGGGGAAGACAGUCCCUCCUUUUUUUUUCUCCCACCAAGCUAAGGAUGGAAUUUGUUGCUACACAUUACCAUUGGGCAUUCCUUUAUAAAUUUUUAUUAAAAAAAAAAAACAGCAAUAGGUAUUUCUUUAAA